AUGGCCGUUUGUGGCAAAAAAACAUGUCGUUCCUGGCAAUCAAGGCAGCCCAUGACGGCCGAGCUGACGAUGUGGGUGGCGCUGGUCACGGCCAUCAGUUUCUCGUGUUGGAUCACCUUGACCUCGGUCUUUCUCUGGUGGCGAGCGCAUCUCUGUCUCAGUGUUGGCGAUUUGGAGGAAGGAACUCUAGAUCCGCAGCGGCUGCGGAAGAAGUUUGCCUUGCAGGUCCUAGAGUCGUUCGCAUCUGCGCCGAAAUCCAGUAGCGAGCUGGAUCACGAGCAGGCGUGCACGUGUGCGAUCUGCCUGAGCGACCUUCCUUGCGGCAAGCGCGGGAGGAAGCACAUCCAAUCCUUGCCCUGCGGCCACAGAUAUCACAAGCCUUGCUUCUUGGAAUGGUGCGUCUCAGGGUAUGGCAUCCAACAAAGGAGGAUACAAUGGGACACGGAUAGCCAUGGAGCCGAUGACAUUUGUCCUUUGUGUCGGCAGACCUAUCCGGGUGACACUAGUGCCCAAAAGGAUGAGGUGCUGAUCAUUUCGAACAUCGAUGGACUCUCUUCUCAGCUUCGAGAUCGCGGAAAGCGAAACGGAGCAGUUCUGAACGCGGUCUCCGCGAAACGGUUCAUGGCCUUGGGUCGACGGCCACCCCGGGAGGCGGUGGGUCGCGACGAUCGGGGCCCGGUAGGAGAUGAGGAAUCCCUGCUGGAGGACUUGACGCGGCUGCGUGCACAGCUUUCGGAGCUGCGGCAGAAGGCGGUCGAGUUCCGCGAAAAAAUCCGCAGCGGCGAACGCGAGAACUCCAAGAUGGACAAACUGCUGCAGGAACUCCUCUCCAAAGCCAAGGGUGGAACGGGCGUGUCCGGAUCGGUGUUGGAUCAGCUUCGAGAAGAUCUGCAGGCCUUGCUGCGCGCCAAGCGUCAGGCCAACGAGGCAAGACAGCAGCUGGACGAAAAGGAGUCCAAACUGGUGUCCAUCAAACAGAUCAGACAGGAUUUGAAGGACACAAAGUUGUCCGAAUUGGAAGAUGAUGUGCAUCGAGCGAGAGAAGAAGCCAAAGUCAAAGCAGAGAAAUUGGAGGCACAAGGCCUCUAUCAAGGAAGGCCCGCGGAGGCGCUGCACGAGGAGAUCGUGGUAGCGCAGAAUCAGGUGGCAGAGAUCCAUCAGAAGACUGCCAAACUGCAGGACGAGCGGGUGCACUUUGAAACGAUGGCCAAAGAGCAUGUGGAACAGACCAGCAACUUGGAGGAGAAACGCUAUUUGGUGGAGCAACAGAAGGAGCAAUGCGAAGAGCGCCUUCAAGAACUGGGGGAUGUCGAACGGAUGCACCGGCAGACCAAGGAGGACGGUGUUUCCACCGCCGUUUGUCGGUGA
Messenger RNA from Cladocopium goreaui, 1368 nucleotides. The record is from the annotation of a GenBank genome assembly. NCBI's taxonomy places the organism in Eukaryota, Dinophyceae, Suessiales, Symbiodiniaceae.